ACGACAAACGAAAACAAAAUAAGAUAUUGAAUUGCUAAAACAAUGAUGUGCGAAUUUAAACACUUUGAUUUGUAUGUUAGUAUAUCGACAUGCCAUUUCAGAUGGAUACAUUCUAAAGUAUUAUAACAGAGUGCUAUGAUUCAUAAUUCGAUACGGUAGAACAUAUAAAAAGAAAAUGCCCUGACGGAAUUGACAGCAUAGAUUAAACAUUACCGCUUCCAAACAUGGAUCAUAUAAGAACCAGUCGCCCUCCGCGUGUGUCUUCACAUAAGACGGACAAAUCUCGUGUGUCCGUUAAAAGUCUGCCAGCCAUCAAGACAACCUCACUUCACGAGACGCGGGCCCUCGGGCUUUCGUUGGGCGGCCGACACAGCACUACCGGGACCCCUCAAUCUAUAGGCAUGGCUACAUACAAGCAAGAUCGUUCCAAGCGUGUCAAAGCCGUGUCUUUCAACGAGUCUUUGAAUACCGUGGACGAUCUGAGUGAAGAAAAAUGGACAAAACAUUUUAGCGAUGUCACAUCCAAUGUUUCUAGUGAAACAUUUGCUAAAGAUAAACAAAGAACGCCAGGAAGUCAAACCGAGCGUCCGUGGUUGCACAACCCGGAUGUAGAAGUAUAUAGCAUGCCGCUCAGUACAGCGAGAUCAGUUCCGGUGGUCCAGUGGCGUAAAAUCAGUUCCGUACCGGAAGCGGAUGUUCUACGUGACACGGAUGACGUUGGUGGCGGAGGAGGGGGCGCUUCCGGUGACAUUGACCUCACGCGUUGUUUGAGUUGCGGGGAGGGCGGCCGAAUACUGAAGCUGCUGCCCUGUCUACACUCAGUCUGUCAAGAAUGCCUGGAGGUUAAACUUCAGGAGCAUCCAAGCCGCUCGUGGUUCAAGUGUGACCUCUGUUCUCGUCAGAUUCACAUCCCUAGCAACGGCCUCGACGGUUUCCGUGACAACAACUACUUUAACAUAUCCGACCAAUCAGUGACCGAGAAUGAUCGCUGUGACGUGUGCAAAAGUUGGGUACCGAGUUGUCGUUGCGUGGAGUGCAAAAGUGACCUUUGCACUGAUUGUGUCAACGACCAUCUUUCGAACGACCUUUCUAAGGAACAUUAUAUAGUAAACGUUACCAAAGAAAUGGUGGGGAUGUCCGCCAAGGAGACAUUUUGCGAGGAACACCAUCCUUUUACCCUUGACCUUUACUGCAUUUCCUGCUCAGAACCGAUUUGUGGUCGCUGUGCAAUUGGCAAGCAUACCAAUCAUAUUUGUGAAGAUAUCCAAACGACAGCUUUAAACAGACGGAAUGAACUCUUGCAAACCACUCGCCAUUCAUCAACACGAACGCUACGUGAUUUAAGGGACUUCGUGAACGCUUGUAAGAAGGAGAAGGGGAGUGUACAGGAUUGCUCAGCGAAAGCUGUAAAAGCUAUCCAAAGUCAUAUACAGCGCUUAAAGGAUGAAAUGGAUGUGAUAGGUCAGAAACUGGUUCAGGGUGUUUUAGAAACUGAAGCUGACGUUGUGGCAAGUUUGGGGAGAAAGAUGGACGACGGUGAAAAGAAACAAAAAUCAGUGCGGACGUCAAUAGAAACUGUGAAGAAAAUAGCCGAGAAGACCAGGGAUCUAGACCUGAUUAAUUUGUUUCAAGAAUUAAAGACAGCCGUUGAAGAUGUCAGGAGUUCUAGUAAGCCAACCCCUGUUCAGUGUGUAAGAAUGAAAUACAAACCAAUGUUUCAAUCUAUCGGAAUCUCUAUGGGUGGCGUGCGAACGCAUACUUAUCUAAAGAGGACUUUAGAUUAUGCGGAAGCUUGUUCACUAAGUUUCCAAAAAUUCAUCAGCUCUAUAUGUCCCAUAGAUGACUCCAAAGCCUGGAUAGGCUUCCGGAAGUAUGCUCAGAUUUGCUGCAAGGACGGAACUCUGGGAAUUCGUGUUGACAUGGAAGAACCUCUCGUUGCCAUAGAUACCACCACCUCCGAUGCUGUUUUGGUUGCCUGCAAGUCAAGCGUCAAGGCCAUAACUUCUAAACACACCCCAAGGUUCCUAUUUCGACUUACACAAGAACCGAGUGAUAUGAAAAUUAACGAAGGUGACAAUCUCAUCAUAUGUUUCAAGGACGCUAGGCGUGUUGCCAUGUACUCUACCCGAGGCAAGCCGUUACAUGAUUUCGACGUCCGUAACCUUGGAUACCGAUUUGGUCUCCGCCUGAACGAUCCGUGGAAACUUGCAACUGACGAAAACCAGAACACUUACGUAACGGAUUUCACUUCUGAAACGGUCGGUGUUUAUGACCGACAUGGUGAAAUUAAGUCGGCCAUUUCUACGAACGUGUAUCGGAAUGCGUCAAUGUGUUGUAACCGGGGACUACUUUUUGUCGCGGAUUUUAAGCGCGAUUGUGUACAAGUGCUUGCAGAGACUGGGGAACUACUUCAGACCUGCCAGACCCUCGGUAUAGGGUCCCCUUGUAGUAUUGCUGUUGAUAAGGCCGGCUGUCUUUGGCUUGGGUCAUGGACAGGUCAGAUCAAAGUCUACAGCCCGAGAUAAUGGCAAAACCAAGCCUUUAAUUCAUAUAAUAUAAAUUUGUGCAAAAAAACCCAGUUUAUUUUCCUUUCGAUGCAUUAUAAUGUUUAACUGAUUUGACUUUAAUGAUGAAUAAGCAUAUGGUUUGUGUACAGAUAAUUAUAAGCGAUAUUUGGUGUUUAUUUAACUAGUGAAUUUGUGGCCACGUAGCUGUUAAUUAUUAUUUUUUCUAUACAGACUCAUAACAUUUAUCGGCUCGGAUCAUGUUUUUGUUUUGGUUUUAUCUUUAAAAACAAAUGUGUUGAACAUAAUAAUGCAUAAAAAACAACAUCAACUUUUUGGCAUUAACCUAUAGAUAGAUUAUAAGUAUCUUCCAUGGCCGAGAGUGUAAGAUAGGUUCAUUCCGAUCCGAGCGUAGGGUGUUUUGCGGAAACGAGGUUUACACGAGCGGCUAUGGUAUUUGACAGCGGUUAUUCACAACUCUACAAACAGUACUUUUAUGUCUCCCAUGUGUGUCCCAAACAACCUGCAUAAAUGAACCUGAAGCGUAGUACCUCAGCGCUAUACAGACUUGUUCCUCGACUGACAGGCUACAACUUCUGUCUGUUUCCCUAGCUAGGUCCUCUCUCAGCAAAUCGGCCAAAUACUCUAUUCCUCUUCUUCCAAACCUGAACCUUCUUCUCAAUUCUUCAUCAUUUAGGCUUUCAUUUAAGUUUAUUACUCUAAAUUCUCUAUUUUUCCGUGGUAUAUUUACUAAACAGCCAAUUACGGCAGCCAUUUUGGUUUUCGUUAACUGAUUCGUUAAAAUUUAAAGUACCUUUUUCGUUAACUUAACGACUAAUCUGCCGAGUUAGCGGUCACGCAGCGUGCCCGAGGGUCGGAUUUUUCGAUCCGGACCGGAAAAACAUGAUUGAUAUUUUUUCUUGCAUACCUAAAAUUAUGAAUUUAUGGAAAAAAUGACGUAGAAAACGAACUUUCGUACAAUUACACCAAAAAGCGCGUGCUUACUGACGUCAUAGAGCGCAGUAAUUUUGAAUAACUAAAAAUAGCUUUUUUUACGAUGAAUUAUUUUCAAUUUUAAUUUAAAGUCUUGCAAACAUAUAUAUUUGAUUGCGCUUUAUUGAAAUGGCAUUCUAUAUCUUUCAUAAACCAUACAAUAGAUAAAAUAAGAAGUGGCGCGUUGUUGCGCGUGACUCAUCUUACAUGGGGUAUGUAAGAUGGGUUUUUCCAGCACUGGUCACAUGACCGGAAACACACGUCCGGUAUGCAAGAAUCUGUUAUUCAAAUAAGUUAUGGAUUGAUUGCAAUGAAGACGAGGAUGCUGAUCAUGAUAUAUUUCGGUUAAAAAUCUUCAGAAACACACGACAAUUUCAUCCACUUGUACUCAUUUGCGUGCUUUAUG
Molecule: messenger RNA, 3903 nt
Organism: Mya arenaria
Lineage: Eukaryota; Metazoa; Mollusca; Bivalvia; Myida; Myidae
Exons: 2
Coding region: 225-2525 (766 amino acids)
Biological process (GO): positive regulation of DNA-templated transcription
Cellular component (GO): nucleoplasm; chromatin
Molecular function (GO): ubiquitin-protein transferase activity; zinc ion binding
Source: RefSeq, a predicted model, not a curated record